CGCAAAUCGUUGUCGCGGGGAGGGUGAGCCGCAUGCGCAGUGCUCGUACAGGGCGGUUUUCCGUUGGGAUUGCUCCUGGCCCCCUCACGGUAGUGACACUGCCGCCUACUCCUCCCUCUUUCUAAUGUUAGAAAGACGACGAGCUCGAGGUGGUCGGUGUGUCCGGCGGAGAGUGAACUGCGGGCGGAUGCUUCAUCUGAAAAAGCAGAUGACAUUAGCAACAAGAUGUGAGGUGCUUGGUCUUUAUCGAAGAAUUUUCAGAAUAGCAAGAACAUGGCAGUCACUAUCGGGACAAACAGAGGACACUUUGAAAGAAAAAGAUUACAUCAUCACAGAAGCCAGAACAUUGUUCAAAAAAAAUAAAAAUUUAACAGAUGCAGAAGCAAUUAAAAUCUGCAUACAGGAAUGUCAAACAAGGAUAGAAAUGGGACUACAUUACAGAAUUCCAUAUCCCAGACCAAUACAUUUGCCUCCUAUGGGACUUGCUGAUAAAAAGGGACGUAAAUUUAAACUGCAAGAAAGGCUGAGAAAAAUUGCUAAACCAGUUUAUCUACAAUCACACGAGGAGAUGUAAUGGUGGCUGGGAUCAUCUACUUUUAAACUGUUUUCUUUGAUCACGUGAAUAUGAUUUAUUGCUUGUGGUUUAUAUUGUACUUUAUUUCUGAAAGUAAAAUUUCUGUUCUGAAAAGAAAAUGGCCUCCAGCAAACUGUUUGAAUCAGGAAGUUUCUACAAUUAUUAGAAUGUAGAAAAUCCUGAAACAAAGUAUUUUUCAGUUAAUUUAUUUAAUGUUGAAAAGUAUUUUCAAUGCAAAAGCACAUAGGGUUCUUGUAGCACAGUGAUAAUAUCCUUCCUCUGAGCUAGGAGGCUCAAGUUAGAAGUGUGUAGGAACAUCUCUGAACAGAUUGAUUAAAGAAUAUCUAAGAAACAUUUUGAUACAUUGACCAAAGAACAAUUUCCUGUGCUAUACUAUUUUGUCUGAGCAUUUCUGGGCCUCUGUAGUAUGAGAGUAGUAUAGUGCAGUGGAAAAGCAAAUCUGUUACUGAGGAUUUGCAUAUUGCUUUUGGGUCAGUUUCCUUGAGGCUCCAUAUUUUGUGCAAUAUAUACUCAAAAAUCAGUGUUAUCACUAGGUUGUAGUACUUUGACUUUUUUUUCCCCUCGGUGCUUCAACUUUAUUCAUUCUUAGGGCAUGAACACCAUUGUCAAUGCCAGCAUUUAUUCAUGUCCCUGGUAGCCCUUGAGACAGUGGAUCUUAAUGUUGAAGUCCAAGCGUCAAAGUCCCCACAAUGCUGUUAGAAGCUGAAGGCUUCAAGUGUGACUGUAGCAGUUGCUGCCAUGAUGAAAAUCCGCUGACCUCUGAUUCAUUAACUGCUCUCUGGUUAGGUUUGGUUUUUGGAUUAGAACAUGUGGGAAACUUGAAGCUGUCCAGAUAAUUGCCUGAUUGCUUCCCAGAGAGAAGCAACAUAGCUUCUCCAGCCAAAGAAGGGAAGGGAAAGUACAGUACAGGACAGGACGGUACGGUGUUGUAACUCAUUCAUCUCUGACUCGUGACUUUUGUCAAACACAAAUAAUUUUAUUUUAUUAUCAUUACUUUAUAUAUCAGAGUAAUGAACAGUGUACAAAAGAUGCUUUUUGACAUAAUAAUAUUUACUUCUACUUUCCAGUUUUCAAGGUGAAUAUACCUGAUCAAUUCUCCUUUUAAUCAUCCAAUUGGCAAAGAGCUGCCACACCACGAUUUAUCCAAUGCUGUUCUGCUUUAUCUGAAGAAAGCUCUAUUGAAAGUACAUAAUUUGUUGAAUGGCCAGUUGUGGAUAAGGUACCUCUGCGUGCACUGGUUUUGUACACUGGACAGAAAUAGACAUUCUGAUGCAGAAAUGUUGCACUCACUCCUGGUUUAAGCCAGAUAAUGGGCAUAGAAUCAAAUAAAAUUUUAGGUAAUGACUCCCCAAUGACCAUAUUUUCUCUAUCCCAGCGAGCACCUUCUAAAAACAGACCCUUAACAUAAGCUCCAUCUUUUGGCUUUUGGUGCAUAUCAUUUUCUUCUUUCAUGACCUAGAAAAUGUGAGAGAAACAAGUCUAAGGUAAUAUGAUUCUGUAAAACUUAAGCCAUUUUGGCUACAUGCCAAGGAUAACAAUCUUGCAUAAGAAAAAGAACACUUGAAUGCAAAGAAAAAUACGUUUGCUGAAUACUUUAAAAACAUUUUUUGAAGAGGGAUGCGAAGAUUAAAUGUAAACUUGAUCAAAACUGUAAAGGAUCAAAUAUCCUAUUAGUAUGUAUUACCUAAGUUUAUAAUAGAAAGUGAUUCAAGCAAGGAUUCCAUCUUGGAGAAAUAAUUUGAGGGAAAAAUAUAGAAGGAAAGGGAAGGAGAAGCCUAGAGCAAGAACAAUGCUUACCUCAAAUUCAAACCCAAUGUGAUCAAUGGGUAUCGUAUAUUUUCUUGCAUAAUUCUGAGAGACACCAGUCAAAAAAGAUUGAGUAAAAUAGAAUCCAGAUAACCAAAAUACAUUGGGUGGUCCUUUAUUAAUCCAUUCCUG
Messenger RNA from Chiloscyllium plagiosum (whitespotted bambooshark), 2533 nucleotides. It is a transcript of the gene lyrm1, whose product is annotated as LYR motif containing 1. The record is from RefSeq and is a predicted model, not a curated record. Lineage: Eukaryota; Metazoa; Chordata; Chondrichthyes; Orectolobiformes; Hemiscylliidae. Gene Ontology annotation, cellular component: mitochondrion.